This is a messenger RNA of Trifolium pratense (red clover), 2538 nucleotides long. RefSeq names its product putative zinc transporter At3g08650. Bases 448 to 2262 code for a protein of 604 amino acids. The record is from RefSeq and is a predicted model, not a curated record. Gene Ontology annotation, molecular function: zinc ion transmembrane transporter activity. Gene Ontology annotation, biological process: zinc ion transmembrane transport. Gene Ontology annotation, cellular component: membrane. NCBI's taxonomy places the organism in Eukaryota, Viridiplantae, Streptophyta, Magnoliopsida, Fabales, Fabaceae. The transcript is spliced from 6 exons.
AUUAAUUAAUUGACCAAUAGAAUCUACUAUUAAUAUGUUUGGACUUUGGACACAUUGAGGUAAAUCAGCAGCGGUUUCUGCGUGCGCAAAGUCGCCGGUUUUACAUUAUUUCCCCAAAUUCCUUUCCAUAUGCUAAAUUUCUUAUCUUUCCGAUCAUUCAAUCAAUAUAUAAUAAUCCCAAUUAGGGUUUUCAAACUCUUCUCUUUUUCUUUCUUUCUCCAAUCAAUCAUCUGCAGCUAGGUUGGUCAUAAGUUACAAUAGACCAUAUACUAUAUGCUAAUUCAUUGAAUUGAAUUUGGACUGCAUUUUUCUGGAAUUUGAUAAUAAAAAAGCAAGCACUUUUCUUAUUUAAUCUGAUAGAAUAGAAGCUGGAUGGAGUUGUAGCUUCUAGAAGUUUUGAUUUGGGGCUGGUGACAUAAAGAAAUUGUUCCUUCAUAUAGAGGGAUUAUGUUGCACAUGGCUCCAAAUCUGAAGUUAAGGUUAGGUGUAUCCUUGUUGUUUUUACUGUUGAGCUUUCAUGUAAUCGGGAAUUCGAAUGCGGAAUUGGAAAAUGAGGUUUUGCAUAAUAAGGUAAGAACUGCUCCACAUAAGGAUGUAGGAUCUGUUGUAAUUGAUGGUACUGGUGUAGAGAAUUCAUAUAAGGUUGAAAAUGGAAAUAAUGUGGUGGGUAAUAGGAAGGGUGGAAGCAGUAGAGUUUCGGUUUCGACGGUUGCAUUAUUUACGUUGGCAAUGGCAGCUGCUACUGGUUUAGGUGCAGUACCGUUCUUCUUUGUAGAGCUUGAUCCGCAAUGGGCUGGGUUGUGUAACGGAAUGGCUGCGGGUGUUAUGUUGGCUGCAAGUUUUGAUCUAAUUCAGGAAGGGCAGGAGUAUGGUUCUGGAAGCUGGGUUGUCACUGGAAUUUUGGCUGGUGGAAUCUUUAUUUGGUUAUGUAAAAAGUUUCUUGAGCAAUACGGGGAAGUAAGCAUGUUGGAUUUAAAAGGUGCUGAUGCAACAAAAGUUGUUCUUGUUAUUGGAAUAAUGACUCUCCAUUCUUUUGGAGAGGGAUCAGGGGUGGGGGUCUCCUUUGCUGGCUCAAAGGGUUUUAGUCAAGGCUUGUUGGUAACCUUGGCUAUUGCGGUGCACAACAUACCAGAGGGUUUAGCUGUGAGCAUGGUUCUGGCAUCAAGGGGCGUUUCACCACAGAAUGCUAUGUUAUGGAGUGUAAUUACAUCUUUACCGCAGCCAAUUGUAGCUGUUCCUUCUUUCAUUUGUGCGGAUGCAUUCAGCAAGUUUCUUCCUUUCUGUACGGGAUUUGCUGCGGGAUGCAUGAUUUGGAUGGUUAUUGCUGAAGUGCUUCCUGAUGCUUUCAAGGAAGCCUCACCUUCGCAGGUUGCAUCAGCUGCAACCCUUUCUGUAGCAUUUAUGGAAGCUCUCAGCACCUUCUUCCAGAAUUUUACCCAUGAUUACAACUCUGAGGAUGCUUCUGGCUUCUUUGUUUCAUUACUUUUUGGCCUUGGCCCAUUCCUUGGCGGGAUUUUUCUGGUAGCAUUUGCUCUUGCUUUUCAUCUUAAGCAUGCUAUUCUCAUGGGCACUGCUUGCGGUAUUGCCUUUGUCCUUGGUGCAUGGCGACCCAUACAGCUUAUUUUGUCUUCAAAAUUAGGAUUUAUUCCCGUCUCAUUGCUCCUUGCAAUGGGAGCUGCUUUCGUCCAUAUUUCUUCCUCUACUGUAUUGAAACUUGCAGUUUCCAAAAAAACCUCAGCCCAUAACUUACCUACAAUCACUGGUUUCCCACUCAGUAUUCACACCCUUCAAUCAUUCAUAUCAUGCGGUGCAGUUGCUUUUCAUGCUGUGGCUGAAGGACUUGCAUUGGGAGUGGCUGCCCCAAAAGCUUAUGGACUCGGUCGUCAUAUGGUCCUUCCAGUCUCUUUACACGGGCUUCCUCGAGGUGCAGCUGUGGCUAGCUGCAUAUUUGGAGCAACUGAUAGCUGGCAUGGUUCUCUUGCAGCAGCUGCCAUAAUUGGAUUUAUGGGUCCGAUAUCAGCGAUCGGAGCUAUUCUCGGCGGUAUUGAUUAUAGUGGUCUUGAUCACAUAAUGGUUUUUGCCUGUGGUGGAUUAAUUCCUAGCUUUGGCGGUGUAGUUAAGAGAGCGCUUAGUUUGGACAAACGGAAGAGCACUUGUGGUCUUAUCAUAGGUAUUACAUUUGCUACUUUAUGCCUAACAUUCACUAGAUUGGUGUGCUUACAUACACCAUACUGUAAUUCUGCGCCGGAGGCUGUUAGAUAAGAGGAUCAUAUGCUGCAUUUUCUGCUUGCUCUGUGAUUAAUGUUCUUGCAACAUACACUUCUUUAGUUCAAUCUUCCAAGGCAUGGUUGCACAAAUUUGAAGAGAUUCUCAGUGAAGAAAGAAACUAUGAUUUACUGGGUGACCAAGUUUUCAUUCAGAACUUGUCCAUGUGUAAUAUUUUAGUGUUUACUUGUAUAUAAAUUUUACACAUGAUCGGAAAAAAUUUACAGUGUUAAACUAUUGAGAAGCAGAGCAUAUACUUUUCUCUUUUUUUCA